Messenger RNA from Polyodon spathula (Mississippi paddlefish), 2187 nucleotides. Its product is annotated as XK-related protein 7-like. Gene Ontology annotation, cellular component: plasma membrane. Lineage: Eukaryota; Metazoa; Chordata; Actinopteri; Acipenseriformes; Polyodontidae. The transcript is spliced from 3 exons. Gene Ontology annotation, biological process: apoptotic process involved in development; phosphatidylserine exposure on apoptotic cell surface; engulfment of apoptotic cell. The record is from RefSeq and is a predicted model, not a curated record. The coding region runs from base 41 to 1729 and encodes 562 amino acids.
UUCUGGAAGUCUUGAUUUUUUUUGUUCUUCUUCAACAAACAUGGCCGCUAAAUCUGAUGGAGCAGCCGUGUCUGUGCAGAAUGUGAACCCGUCCAGGAGCCAGCCGAGCCCGGAGCAUCACCAGCCCCAAUACCGUCAUGCCGGGAAGCGAUACUCCCUCCUGGAUUGCUGCUGGGUUCUCUGUGCUAUGUUGGUUUUCUUCUCGGACGGAGCCACCGACCUGUGGCUGGCGGUGGACUACUACCUCAAGCGGGAUUACUGGUGGUUCGGGCUAACGCUAGUGUUCGUGGUAGUUCCCUCUGUGGUGGUGCAGGUGUUAAGUUUCAGGUGGUUUGUCUAUGAUUACUCGGAUAGCAACAGCAGCAGCGGAGCGGCGGCGGCGGCGGCUGCUGCAGCGGCCGGAGGGGAUUUCAAUUUCAGCACCAAGGACAGCGGCAAGCGGGGCGCUGGCAGCACCGCCGGGGCGAGGGCAAUGCCUACUACGGCAGCAAGCAGCAGCAGGAGCGGCCCGCAGACCUGCUGCAGGGUCUGCGUGUGGCUUUUUCAGUCCAUCAUACACAUCCUCCAGCUCGGACAGGUCUGGCGGUAUCUGCGCGCCCUCUACCUGGGAGUCCAGAGCCGCUGGCGCAGCGAGCAUGAACGCUGUCACUUCCACUGGCGGAUGAUGUUCGAGAGCGCGGACAUCAACAUGCUGCGUCUGCUGGAGACCUUCCUCAAGAGCGCCCCCCAGCUGGUCCUGCAGCUCAGCGUCAUGAUCCAGAGGAACCAGGUGGAGCCGCUGCAGGGUCUGUCUGCCUCUGCGUCUCUGGUCGCCCUGGCUUGGGUGAUCGCCUCCUAUCAGAAGGUACUCCGUGACUCCCGCGAUGAUAAGAUGUCCUUGUCAUAUAAGGCAGUCAUCAUCCAGAUCCUGUGGCACCUCUUCACCAUCGGUGCUCGAACCAUCGCCUUUGCCCUCUUUGUCUCUGUGUUCCAGCUCUACUUCGGGAUCUUCAUCGUAACCCACUGGUGCAUCAUGACCUUCUGGAUCAUCCAGGGUGAGACGAACUUCUGCAUGUCCAAGUGGGAGGAGAUCAUCUACAACAUGGUAGUGGGCAUCAUCUACAUCUUCUGCUGGUUCAAUGUCAAGGAGGGGCGGACUCGCUAUCGAAUGUGCAUCUACUAUUUCAUUACCCUUACCGAAAAUGCUGCCUUGACGGUGCUUUGGUAUUUGUACCGGGAUCCGCAGACCACAGACUUCUACGCCUUAAUCAUAGUUUGUGUGGUGGUCUGCAGCUUCGCUCUUGGAAUGUUCUUCAUGUUCAUUUACUAUUGCCUGCUGCACCCAAAUGGACCCUUGUUUGGGUCCCAGUGGGGCUGUGUGGAGGACGAGGGGCCAGAACCUACUGCCGUUCCCCCAGAUGUUGUAACAAGUCCCCCUAGAUCUCUACAGAGGACUAUGGGUGCGGAAAGGGAACAGGUACCAGGGGACCGGGACAGCUGCAUGCCUGUUUUUCAGGUGAGGCCAAGCGUCCCACAAACCCCAGUUGCUCGCACUCCACGGACAGAAGGGCCUGUCAUUAGGAUAGACUUGCCCAGGAAGAUGUAUCCAGCUUGGGAUGCUCAUUUCAUUGACCGGAGGCUGCGUAAGACUAUCUUAGUACUGGAGCACACCUCUCCUGUCACCCCCCGGCUACAGUACCGAAGCCUCAGUGCUCCCAAGGAAGUAAUGGAGUAUGAAACCACAGUGUAGACACGCUCAAAUUCUAAGGCUGAUGUGAGGUAACCUGUCUCUUUGAAAGGCUUUGUGCAGUCAACAUUGAGAUAGGGUAGGGGGUGGUCACGGAACUCCUGACCUUGCAGCUUAACUUCAGAACUAGCGAUUGCCGAGCACAGCUGCGUUUGAAAACCAGAGCUUGUGCAGAAGGGGGCAGCUCAAACUUUACUGCUGUGACUGCAUUAGUCAGAUUUCCAUUGGCUCUUUGUGACUACAGCUGUCCCGAAGAAAUACAUAAAUGAAUAAAUAACUCAUUUUAAAUUGCAUUUGACUGUAUCUGAUUCGGGUCAUGCACAUUCUGAUCAGUUGUCGCACUGAAAUACAUUACCUGUGAACAUGUUAAUGAAAAAGCAAAAGGUUGUAUGUUGGUUUGCGUCAAUAUGGUAAAGGAUCUCUCAUAGGUUAGCAAAUUGUUUUAGCAACCUUGUCUCAAG